GGGUGUAAGGAGGACAAACAAGUGAAACUAUUCUACAGUGUCUGCUUCUAUAUCGUUAAGUCUUAACUGUGUACGGGAUUCAUGCCUAAUUGUUGCUGUUUUUGCAGUGCAGGGAUCCCGCACUACUGGACCACGUGACAUUUGAUUGUACGGCUCGUAUUAACAAACGCACCUUUUCACUUCAUUGACAGAAAUGGCUACCACGGAAGUGGAGCGUAGACGUGGCCAGCUUGCUGCUCUGUCCAUAGCAGCGGUGGUCAUCAUCGUGGGAGUUCCUCUGUGGUGGCGAACAACUGAAACGUACCGCGCCUGGUUGCCUGUCAGUCAGAUACAAGAGUUGGCUAAGCUGCAGCUACAGUUGAGUGCAGAUGUGGAGGUUGUGUUUGCACGUGGAACCGUGACGCCAGAACAGCAGAAGAAGGUCCCACUGACGCAGACACAGGAUGAGGAGCACAUAGUAGAUGAGGACACAGCGUUGAGGUACAGGUAUGAGACACGGUAUCGCACGGCUACAAUCAUGGAGGAGGACGCCCUGAACCAGCCCACUGCUGCAGAGGCAGAUCUCUCUUUGCACACACUCAGUGAGAGUCCGUGUGGUUCUUUGGUUGUGUAUGUGAUCCCAGACUCAUCUUCACUGCUGCCUGAGGAUGUCGACGUGUAUAUCGGUCAGCGACGGACGGCUUUGCUGCGUAUUGGUGCCCAGAUGAGAGUGGGCAAGACGCUAGAGCAAUUGUUGGCUCACCUGGAGCCUCGGAUCAAGCAGGUGCUGCAGGUGAUGUCUUUUAGCCACACCGACAUCACCGCUGCCCUCAGUGACAGAGUCCGUCUCAGCCCCGGCAACAAAGAGAGCAUAGCUGACAGUAUGAGAGCCUUUAAAUCCAGCCCAGGUUAUGAGAUAACAUUCAGUCUGCUGAACCCAGACCCAAAGUCACACCGGCUGCACUGGGACAUAGAGGGUGCUGUGCAGACCUACAUCCAACCUUUGCUUACAAAACUGUCUCCUGUGGCCAACUUUAGCAUGGACUCUCAGACUUUGCACUAUGCUGUGCUCGGUGUCAACCCUCGCUUUGACAGCAGCCGCAACGCCUACACACUCAACGCUGACAGCCUUGCACAUGUCAUCAACCCCGUGGAAGCUAGACUGGGCUCUAAUGCUGCAUCUUCCAACCCGGUGCUGAAUUUUCUGCUGUACGUCCCAGAUGCCCACCGUUCACCCCUUUACAUCCAUGACCACAAGAAACAAGAGGUGGCUUCAAAUGCGUUUCACUCUCCACGUUGGGGUGGAAUCAUGGUCUAUAACGUUGAUGGCUUCUAUGGACCACAGGCUGUGUUCCCUGUUGACAUCAACAUUAAUAUGGCCAAAGUCAUGGGAGUCUUCCUUGCACAGCUACGACUGCUGCUGGGGGUACAGUCAUCUACCCCUCCCCCUGGCUUCCUGGUGGCACAGUGCGGCAGUACAGGAUUGGCUGAUUGGGAGCUAGACCGCCUCAUGUGGAGUCGGAGUGUGGAAAACGUGGCAACAGCAACCACCACCAUCACCUCUCUGGCACAGCUGCUGGACCAGAUAGGCAACAUCGUUAUCAAUGACAAUAUUGCCCAACAGGUGUCCAGUGCCGUCACGUCACUGCAGCUGGCUGUGGCUGAGUUGGAGGCCGGGAACCUCGGCUUUGCUCUGCAGUACAGUAAGGAGGCCAUCUUGGCGUCAGAGAGAGCCUUCUUUGACCCUUCGCUCCUCCACCUCCUCUACUUUCCCGAUGACCAGAAGUUUGCCAUCUACAUACCCCUCUUCCUGCCCAUGUGUGUCCCUAUUCUGCUGUCACUGCUCAAAAUAGUGUCUGAGGCUAGACAGAAACGCAGAGAAAAGCAGGCCAAGAAGGACUGAGAAACACAAGAUGUGACGAAUAUGAGGUCAGAACACAAAUUAUGUUAUGAACAAACUGUUAUGUCAGUGGCCUUGACAUUUAGGUACAAACGUAGGCAUGAAGAAAGGUUCGUUUGCAGCAUUGAGCCGAGGGUUUCACAAAUCGGUCGAGUAUCAUGUUUAUUGUUUCAUGUGAGGAAUUGUGUUUAUUGCAAGAUUUUAAGGAAUGACUGCUGUGACUGUCUAACACUGUACAGUUUAAAGCUUUGAUUGUUAUAAAUAUGUUUUAUAUUUGAAUUCCACUUUCUAAGUUAUUGACAAAUAAAGAAACAAACUCAUAGCUCGUGUGCUAGCUGGUUUUUUGGGAUUUUUUUGACGGUCCUCUUACUAUAAAAUAAGAACACCAGAUUUUAUAUAAAUAUCAGAAAUUUGGGAAAAUAAUAUCAACAAAAAGUCCACUUCCUAGCUUUUUAUAGAGCGUUAAGCAAUUCAGUGAGUAGUUUGUCAUGCUAGACAAACUAAAGCACUGACUGUUUUUUUUAUUCAGUCAGGAUGCAUUUGUGUUGCUUGUGACAUGUCACAGUUCUCAUCUGGGUCACUGAGUGAUCCUGAAUGUGGUACGAGCAAUCUGAUCCCAGUGCGUCAUCAAUGUCGCACUAUAACAAAACAAUCUCACCCAUGGUCCAACUGUUCUGGAGCUCUCUAUCAUAUCACAGGAUCCUCAUCAACAGGAGGAGUUUCCCCAGUUUUAAAAUUGUUUUGUCAUUUUGA
This is a messenger RNA of Thunnus maccoyii (southern bluefin tuna), 2632 nucleotides long. It is a transcript of the gene pigs, whose product is annotated as phosphatidylinositol glycan anchor biosynthesis, class S. Gene Ontology annotation, biological process: attachment of GPI anchor to protein. The record is from RefSeq and is a predicted model, not a curated record. Bases 194 to 1882 code for a protein of 562 amino acids. Gene Ontology annotation, cellular component: GPI-anchor transamidase complex. The transcript has 12 exons. Lineage: Eukaryota; Metazoa; Chordata; Actinopteri; Scombriformes; Scombridae.